Messenger RNA from Ectocarpus siliculosus, 1400 nucleotides. The record is from the annotation of a GenBank genome assembly. Lineage: Eukaryota; Phaeophyceae; Ectocarpales; Ectocarpaceae.
AUGAUGGGGACGGUGGGGCACGGAUUUGCGCUUUCGGUGGCGCUGCUGGCAAAUUGGUCCAUGGGUGCAAUUCCAAGGUAUCAAGCACGGCUUGAUGGAACGGAAACUGGAAAGCGAGCCAGGGAGCGGGAAUUAGGUGAUGAUGAGGACGCCAUUGCGUUCAACAAGCACGACUGCACGUACGCCAUCCCCAAUGCCAAAGUGGCUCGAAAACAACGACAUGACUCGACGAUCGAGGGCAACGUCGUCAAAGUCACGCAUCUUCAGUUCGGCCGUACGGGCAACCGCUUCAUGGCCGUGUAUCGAAACUUAGCCCUCGGAUACUGUUGCAAAGCUAAGCAGGUGUGGCUACCUCCGAAGGACGACGUACUCGCGCCUGGAAUUUUCAACGAGGGAACUCCCGGCCCACGCUGGUUCGAUUUUUCCAGCGCUCCGGAUGUGGACGGUGUUGACUUGGGCAGGUGUCCAAUUGACAUUAUAUGGGAAAACCGAGGGGCAAUGCAGAUGGCAGGAUUGGACAACCCGGAGCGGAACAAGUAUCUCCCGCACAUUCGAGAUUGUAUGGCCAAGGCGCCGCGCCUACUAGGCUGCGAGGCCGCCUACUACUUUCCGCAGGACAUCGCCGUGUGCCCAAGAAAGAAAAAACCAUUUUUGGCCCUUGGGGAUCGAAACCCACCUGGUGGGGCGGGAAACCUGGUGCUUCACGUGCGGUCUGGCGACAUCUUUUUCGACCGAGUCGUCCCUUACAAGGGUCAGCCCCCGCUGCAGUUCUACUUGCUGCUGAUGCAAGACCAACCGUGGGACCGCAUUGACGUUGUUACUAACGGGCAAAACUGGGACAAUGUGAACCCCGUCGUGCCCGCUCUCAUGGCCAUGCGAGCAACGGGCGCGUUGCCGGACAACGUUUACUUCCACACGGAACGAUCGAUGGGCGAGGACCUCCAGAGCAUGCUUUGCGCCGAUUCUCUUGGCUUGGCCAAAUCUAGCCUGGUAAACUUCCUCAGCUACCACUCAACCGCGAAUCGGGUGUACUACCCGUGGCGGUGUAACCACGACCUCAGAGAGCUGGCCCGGCUUAGACCAAAGACCAAGGUGUACGGGCUACAGCUGGAUAGGAGCGGCUCGUACAGUGUCUAUCGACAUUGGGAGAACACACCUGAGCAGCGAGCGGAGAUGCUGGGGUAUAACGUCACAACUACGUUCCAGCGGUGCAUAUAAGCCAGCGGAGUCGAAGCCAAAUGGUUUCACUGCGGCGGGGAUCACGAGUGUGGACAUUUGUUUGCUGUGUGGUGCCAGUAGUGGUUUGUCUUUAUUUAGCAUGUCUUUUUUGGGGAAGGUGUUGCGAAUGUCGGUGAUGAUGAUGCUGUGCCGCGUGAAAUAAUUGCACAUUUUGACAGGUG